Molecule: messenger RNA, 543 nt
Organism: Darwinula stevensoni
Lineage: Eukaryota; Metazoa; Arthropoda; Ostracoda; Podocopida; Darwinulidae
Source: the annotation of a GenBank genome assembly
AUGAAUUUGCUACAAAUAUGGGACACUGCUGGCCAGGAAAGGUUCCGGACAAUCACCCAGAGCUACUACCGUUCCGCUAAUGGGGUUAUUUUGGUGUACGACAUCUCAAAGCGGUCUUCCUUCUUGAGCCUUCAACGAUGGAUUGAUGAAGUGAGGAAAUACACAACUGAAGCAUUACACAUGGUACUUAUAGUCGUCUGGAACGUGUCUCGACCGACACGAACCGCGAAAGUGGAUCCCCUGCAGACGGAAGCGUACUGUCGGAUCCGGCCUGUUCCCCCGACUCUGUCGGAUGCAUCCCCGGACUCAGAAGUACUCCUUGCUGAGCCGGCAAGGGGUGAAACGAGCACCGACUCACCGAUCUGGGACUCCGGGCUCGGAGUGAAGAGCGGGGUGGAGUGGAGCCAGGGCGAGGGGGUGGUGGCAGCCUUGGCCACCUGGCGGAGGACGUGCGACCAGAGCGACACCUGCCGUUCCUCCGAGGAGGAAUCCUCCAUCCGGCGGGAGCCGAGCAUCAUCUUCGUGGGGCGGAGGGGGUCGUAG